Molecule: messenger RNA, 1213 nt
Organism: Dendrobium catenatum
Lineage: Eukaryota; Viridiplantae; Streptophyta; Magnoliopsida; Asparagales; Orchidaceae
Product: formyltetrahydrofolate deformylase 2, mitochondrial
Exons: 8
Coding region: 77-1033 (318 amino acids)
Biological process (GO): 'de novo' IMP biosynthetic process
Molecular function (GO): formyltetrahydrofolate deformylase activity
Source: RefSeq, a predicted model, not a curated record
AAUUCUGUUAGCUCUGAACCAAAGAAUAAAGCUGCCAGACAAGAAAAUAGAGAUAAAACAAAGCAAAGCAAAGGCCAUGGCUUUUCGGAGAAGCGCCUUGUCGAACUUCCUCCAAAUUACGAGGGCCUUUCGAUAUUCAACCAUUCCGCUAAGCUCCAAUUCACCAUCACUCAUCCAUGGAAUCCACGUCUUCCAUUGCCCGGACGAGGUAGGAAUCGUCGCCAAGCUCUCCGAAUGCAUCGCCCAGCACGGGGCCAACAUUCAUUACGUCGAUGUCUUCGUUCCUGAGAAAAAACAGGUCUUCUACUCCCGCAGUGAAUUUGUUUUUGAUCCCGUACGCUGGCCCCAUGAUGUGAUGCUGAAUGAUUUCAUGAACAUAGGAAAGCUGUUCAAUGCAAAAAGAUCAGUUGUUCGGGUCCCUGAUCUUGAUCCAAAAUAUAAGAUUGCACUUCUUGCUUCAAACCAGGACCAUUGCCUUGUGGAUGUAUUGCAUGAUUGGCAAGAUGGUAGGCUUCCCGUGGAUAUAAGUUGUGUAAUAAGCAAUCAUGAUAGAGCUCCAAAUACUCACGUUAUAAAUUUUCUUAAGAGACAUGGCAUUCCAUAUUAUUAUCUGCCGGCUGACGAAGGAAAUAAAAGAGAAAGGGAGAUUCUCGAUUUAGUUAAAGGCACUGAUUUUCUUGUUCUGGCCAGAUACAUGCAGGUACUGUCUGCUGGUUUCUUGGAGAGUUACGGUAAAGAUAUAAUUAACAUUCAUCAUGGGCUUCUUCCAUCAUUUAAGGGUAGCAAUCCUGCCAAGCAGGCUUAUAGUGCUGGGGUUAAAUUGAUUGGUGCUACAACUCACUUUGUAACUCCAGAACUUGAUGCAGGUCCAAUUAUUGAGCAGAUGGUUGAGAGAGUUUCCCAUAAAGAUUCCUUACAGAGCUUUGUACAGAAAUCCCAAAGCCUUGAGAAGCAAUGUCUUCGCAGGGCAAUUCAAUCCUAUUGUGAGCUCCGUGUACUGCCCUACGAAGGGAAAAAGACUGUUGUUUUCUAAAAGAGGUCAGCUGUUGUUCUUAUGUAGUUCUGCAUCAAUUCCUUUGUAUUAAUAUUGUUAAAGCAAUAUAAAAUCUAUUAUUCCUUGCUAUGCUCAUUUCUAUCCUGCAGUCUGUUCUGUCAUAUUUCUAGAGAGAUAAAGAAAGUUGGUUAAACUAAAGUUCGUUUGGGAUGACUUUCA